Messenger RNA from Echinostoma caproni, 513 nucleotides. Lineage: Eukaryota; Metazoa; Platyhelminthes; Trematoda; Plagiorchiida; Echinostomatidae. The record is from the annotation of a GenBank genome assembly.
GUCUCAUUUUUGUAUCAGUUCAAACAUUGUACCUUACCAGAAUGCACGAUGCCACUGGAAUAUUGCGAAUUUUCUCCAGCUCAAGAUAAAUGUCAUGCAUGGUUAGAGAAAAAUCUCCCCGAGGAAUUCGAACUGUUAAAAGAAGAUGGCACUGUUCCAUCGUCUGAUGCACCCACGAAGGGACGUCAAGUUCGGGGAGGUAAAGGCACAUCUCGGAAAACCGUGAAACAGAAAAUCCAGGUUUUUAAAACAUCUCGUGGAAAGAAAAAGUACACAACCAGCGUAAUUGGUUUGUCCACAUUCGGGAUCGAAUUGAAAGCUGCAUCCAAGGUGUUUGGUCAGAAAUUCGCCACAGGCAGCUCAGUGACCGGAAAUGGCGAUGAAAUAGUGAUUCAAGGUGAUGUGAAAGACGAAGUUAUUGACAUUCUAACAGAAAAAUGGCCCGAAGUGAGUUUCCUAUCGCGUUUUGGCAGCUUUUUACAGGACCUGCGUUUUUCUGGAGUGCAGUACUAG